Molecule: messenger RNA, 3354 nt
Organism: Danaus chrysippus (African queen)
Lineage: Eukaryota; Metazoa; Arthropoda; Insecta; Lepidoptera; Nymphalidae
Source: the annotation of a GenBank genome assembly
AUGAAGGGUGGGCUGUGUAUCAUUUACACGUCGCUACUGACCGUCUCAGUGCUCUCAAGUUGCGCACUUUUUAUCUUGGUGGUAUCAGAGGUCCUUCAUACAGAGGAUGUCAAUACUGAGCCUGACCUCUCAGGUUUGCACAAUGUCUCCCAAAGAUCUGCUGAAGUUGAAGAAAAAGAUACAAAGUUACAUGCAGAUGAGCCUCCAGAUAUCCAAGACAUACCCAAGGAGGCGCCAGAGGAACCCGAUCAACAGAUGACAUUCCCCGAUACACUAUCAGUGAACUCUGUUACUACUGAUGGGUUACCUGAUACGGGACAGCCGCCGAUACUCAUCUCUUUGACGGAGAAUGCAAAGUUGGAUCUAAGAGCACCGGAAGAUUUAUUAUUCGUUAAUGACUCGGAACAACACAACGAAACGUCGAGCUUCGCGAUCGCCAGCUCCGAUGAAGAUGAAGAGGACAAAAUAAUAACGGACCCGGUGGAAAAGGAAAGUACGGAACCCAGACUCAUCGUUAAAGCUAAGUCCAUGCACGAAACAAGACAACUGGAUGAAGCCUUUCAGAGCACCACCGCUACUCCUGAUGUGGAAUCCACAACUGAAUCUCACGAAGAGGAAAAGCUGGAAGAAAACAUUCCAAUAAAACCGGAAACACCUCAAGAAGAUAUACCCUCGUUCUCGGAAUGGGCGCAAAAACAAUUAGCUGAGGCUGAGAAGAAAGAUACCGUUUUGAAUCAUUCAAGUCAACCUAGUCAUAGUAAUACGAAUAUUAGCAGCAAGAGCACCAAGUUGCGGUCGAAAAAUUAUGCUUCGCUUGCGUGCGGAGCGAAAGUAGUUGCCGUGAACCCUGAAGCGGGGUCUGCCAGCUCUAUCCUAUCUCCCAACAGAGACGAGUACAUGCUGAACACGUGUAACAGUCGAAUAUGGUUCGUCGUGGAGCUCUGUGAAGCUGUUCAAGCACAAAAAAUAGAAAUAGCUAAUUUCGAGCUAUUCUCAUCAACUCCGAAGGACAUCGCUGUAUAUUUCAGCGAUCGUUUUCCUACUCGGGAAUGGGCCAGUGUCGGCCAAUUUACCGCAGAAGAAAUGAGAGACGUACAAAGCUUUGAUCUGUACCCUCACUUGUUCGGCAAGUUUAUUAAAGUUGAGAUGCUCUCUCACCACGGCUCUGAACACUACUGUCCGAUAUCAUUAUUCAAGGUGUACGGCACCUCUGAAUUUGAAGUAUUGGAAAAAGAGAGCUCCCAGCAUUCAGCUCACGUGGAUGAUGAUGAAGAUGAUGAGAUAAUAGACGUCCCCGACAUACCCGCGGCGGAGACUGAGCCCUCGAAGAAUCUGUUCGGAUCCGCGAGGGACGCCGUCAUGUCUAUUAUGAAGAAAGCUGCUCAAGCGUUAGUCAAAACAGAAGUUCCUAAAAAUAUAUCAAGUGAACGUAACGAUACUUCUACGGACAAUAUGUACAAAAAGUGUUGCUCACCCAGCCAUAUAAUAGUGUGUGACAAUUGUAGUGAAACUCUUUACAAUGACGUUUAUGAACUACUUAGUUGUAGCACGGAUAGGCUUACGAGUUUAUUGCGGCAAGUGUUCUUAAAAGAUACUUUAAAGUGUACUAGUGUGUGCCAGAUGUACGGGUUGGACUUUAAAAGUACAAAGACAAUUGAAUUUCACGAAGAGCGCGUAGCAUACAUCAAUGCUUUGUUCCCUCCCAAAUAUUUAGCAGCUUUGUGUAACAUUUUAGCUAUUAAAGAAAAAAAGGUCGUCUUAAACACAAGCUUCGAAACCGAAAUGAAUGUUACAUCAAACAUAACUGUAGAGGAGUCGACUCAGAACGUGAACAGUAACAUAAAUACUGAACAAGAUCUGACUCCCAUCAAAAGUAACGAAACGGACGAUCAUAAAGACAGCGACGCGAUACACAUGGAAGAGAAAAACGUGACGCCUGAACAAGUCCCAGAAACAGUUACGGAAGCUACCAUAGAUGAUAGUAAAAUAGAAAUUUGCAAAGACGAUAUUCAGACGACAUUAGACGAUAAGCAAACAGCACCAGAGCCCCAAGAAGAAUCUUUAGCUGAAGAAAAACAAGGAGACGCUUACAGUGAAAACGAAAUGAAGGAUUCGUCCAACGGAAAGGACGCUACGGAGAGGUCGAAAGAACCAGCAAAUAACGCAGAGGAAAUAACAGAUCAAGUUAUAAUGGAUAGCGAUAGUUUCAUAUCCGACUUAGACCAGAUAGCGGUGGACCCCACACCCGCGGGAAACACGGCCGCGGUCAACCAAAACCAGGCACAGGCGACCUUACAGAAGGAAUCGGUGUUUCUGAGGCUGUCGAAUAGAGUUAAGACACUAGAACGAAACAUGUCCCUGUCAGGGCAAUAUUUGGAAGAAUUGAGUAGAAGAUAUAAGAAGCAAGUGGAAGAAAUGCAGAGGUCCUUCGAGAAGACCAUGCUGCAGGUGACUGAAGAGAGGAGAAAGAGCAACGAACGCGAACAAAAAUAUCUUGAACAAAUGACCAUAUUACAAGAACAACUCUCACAGGUGACGCUCGCUGUAACGAUACUCAUGGAAGAGAGGGACAGCUGGUUUGGAAACAUCACUUUCGUCAAAUUCUUAAUAUACCAAGCUGUAAUAUUUGCUUUGGCAUUUUACUACAUGACCAAGAGAAAGCAAGAAGCUGUCGUCGCGCCCGUGCCAAAGAAAAUAAAGAAAAAACAAGACAGGUUUAGAAGAAAAUCAGUGGAAGGUGUCAGCGGACACUCGACGCCAUCCGUUAAGAAGAGGCGACCGAGCGAGGAAGCGUUCCAAAUAGCGAGGUUGUCGUGCGAUGACAACGACUGUGACGAAGAUCCUGGAGAAUGGCAAGUGGCCAAGAAGAAUAGGAGGAGAAAAACGUCCAUAGUUCACAGAAACUUAGAACUAGAGGUUAAAACAACACACAAUCAAGAAGGGUUGCUACAAUUACAAGAAAACACCAUAACAUUAGACGAAGCUGAAUUCUUGGCUCCGGUUACUGAGCCAAAGGAAUUUACUGGGAAUGAAGUGAAAGAAAAGGAAUUACCGAAGACUAACGGCUCUUUCUUUAACAAUUUAAAAAAUAAGACGAUGAAGACGAGACGGUUGUCGUCACCGGCCUUCCUGAGGACCUUCAACCGUCAGAGCGUCCGAAGUACGCCCAGCCCUGACGUAAGGAACGUCGAGCCGAUUUUCAACGGGAAAAUAAGCAAAAAAGCGGCUUCAGAAUCACCCACGGGCAGUCUCUGGUCCGAAUCUACGGACAUCUCACAGAACGGACAAUCGGAAAACGGCCACGGCAACAAAAAGAAGAAAAGCCUCAAGAACAUACUUAGAAAAGUAUUUUGA